This is a messenger RNA of Prorocentrum cordatum, 2199 nucleotides long. NCBI's taxonomy places the organism in Eukaryota, Dinophyceae, Prorocentrales, Prorocentraceae. The record is from the annotation of a GenBank genome assembly.
AUGCCGGUCCUGCGCCCGGGCCGUGCGCUGCUCGCCGGCGCCCUCGCCGCGGCACUUCCCGCGGCUGCGGCCGACGGCGCGCCCCCGGGCGCCUGGGGGCUGCGCGCGCGCUGCCGCUCGGCGCUGGCAGGCGCGGGCGAGUCACGCCACGGCCUGGCGGAGCUCCUGAUGGUCUGCCGCUCGCGGCUGCCGGCGGAAGUGCCCUCGGGGCUCUCCCCAGUCGAGCUGGGAGAGCGGCCGUGGUCCACCUCCACCGUGGACCGCGCGUGCGGCAAAUGGGAGCAGCAGCACGCCCACCGCGUGCUCCUCGUGGCGCCGGAGCGCCGGGAGCAGGUGAUGGAGGACUGGGUGGCACAGGUGGACGACGUCAUGAAGCAGAAGGAACAGCCGAACUCCCUGGUCAUGGGCAGCCGGAGGGCAGCGCGGCGGAUGUUGCACGCCUUGCAGCGCAGCCCGCUGCACGGUUGCCCAGGGUUCUUAAUGGAGUUUUGCCGGAGCUGGGCGCUCGCGGACGCGCAUUGCGUUCGCUUCCGCAGGUCGAGCGCGGCCUGCCCCGGGGGCGGCGUGGGGUCCCAGGCCUGCCUGGCGAAGCUGGGCCAAGAGGGAGCCCGCGGCGCCUCGGAGCAGCGCGGGGAGAUGGGCACCGCGGAGGUCUCCGUCGGUUGCCGGCUCCGGCUCCGUGGCUUCUUUGCUGCCGAGGCCGGCGCUGCGGUGGCCAUAGGGGGCGGUUGGUGGAUGGUGUCCCGGGUCACGAUCGUGGCGAUCGCGGCCUUCACCCAGCAAGGCUCCAGGGGUGUGCCCGUCGCGGUCAGGCUCGUGCUGUUCGCGGUCAAGAUGGCCCCAUGGUUGGUGGAGACUAUUGCGGCAGCUCCCAUCGUGACCUCGAUGUCCCACCAGAUCAUCACCCAUGAGGUGGUUGCGGCGUUGGUGGGUUGGGAGGACGUCGGCGACGUCGAUCGGGCUGAUCCCGAAUGCCGCCGUGCGCAUCCGCUUCCCUGCAGCUCAGCUGCGACGGCCGAGCUGGACGGGUUGCUCACGGGUCGCCGAGGUGACGAGGUGGUCUUGAAGGAUGGCCUCGGGCGUGUCGAGAAGGGCUUCGUCCAGCGCUCCUUUGUGCCUUUGGCUCGACAUGUGGCGCUUGCGGGCAGCCUGCUCAGGGGUGUCCUGGCGAAGCCCUUCCCCGCCCCGGGCCUCCGUGUGAGUGCCCAGCUCCUGCAGGCGUUCAGGGCGGCGGUGGCCUUCGUCUCGUGGAUGACGGUGCGAGCCCAGGCGGUGUUGACAGGUGGGUCGAGCGGCCAGCGGGUUGUCCUGCCGACGGAGUUGGGCGAGCGGGCGCCCUCCCUCCGCGUGGCCAAGGAGGGAGAUGCUGCUGGUGAGCGCGCUGUCGCCGUGGGUGCCAGGGCGUGUUGGUUGAGCCACGACGGGUGCGGUCCAGCAGGCCGCUGCCCAGCUGCUCGUGCGUUGGCCACGCUGAGACGCUGGGCGGCCAACCUCAGCCCAGUGGGCGGGAUGCCGGUGCUUGCGGCAGAUGCGGCCCCGCCUCCCCCGAGGGCGGCGGAGGCCACUCGACCGCAGGCGGGGGAGCCGCAGCGGCGAAGGGCCGCGCGGGCCGCAGCGGUUGCAGUCGUUCUCGCCGCCGUCGCCCUCGCGGCGGCUGUGCCUGCGCUCGUGGGCGCGGGGUCCCCGUUCAGGCCGCAGCGCCCGCCCCCCGGCCGCGCGGCGGGCGCCCGCCGGCCGACGACGGCGAGGAGGCAGCAGGCGGAGCGCGGGGGCUGCCCCGUGGAGCCGCCAGCCUCGGGCGCCGCGGCCUGGCGCGCGGAGCUGGCGGCCGAGGAGGCCGGCGGCGCGCGGGCGCCGGCCGCUGGCACCGUGCUCCCGGGCGCCAGCAUCGACGUCGUGCAGGCGGCGCUCAGCGAGGGCAAGCCGGUGCUGGUGGACUUCAUGGCCCCCAGGUGCCCCUCGUGCAGGCGCCUGGACGAGGUGCUGGACGCCUUCGCCGACUACUUCGGCGACCGCGUCCAGGUGCUCAGGGUCAACGUGCUCGAGCACCGGCACUUCUUGGACCAGCUCGGCUUCAGCAGGGUGCCAGCGGUAUUCCUGUUCGAGCCCAGAUCGGGCCAGCCCGUCGACAGCUUCGUUGGGGCUCAGGCCAAGGGGCUCGACAUCCUCAGGUCGAUCGAGGAGAAGCUCCUCGCCUAA